AUGGCCUCACCCAAUCAAGGCACAGAAAAAUUAGGCCGUCGUUGGCUCCCUUCAGCGCCACUGUGGCCCCGUGAGACACCCUCCACUCGACAACGACGGUUAGUCUGUGGCCGAAAUUUGGUGGUUCUGCUCGUCGUGGUUGGUGCUUGUUGUGUUGCUCUAUUCCGGGCAUCUGGCCUCGCCGCAACCGCGGUGCUGUCAACGUCUGCUGCGUAUGCCUCGCUCUAUGGCGGAUCUGACAAUGUCGCGAGGCCCGGAAACAAAUGGGCGUCGGAAAGCCUACCAAAUGGCGACUGGCCCAAAGACCAGUAUCUCCUUGGCGUGGGCAAGGCCGAUAUCACUGGACCUGUGGUAGAAAUCAACAUGAUGGGCUAUGCAGAUUUCUCCCAGAUUGGACGCGGCCUGCGGCAGCGACUAUAUUCGCGGGCCUUCAUUGUCGGAGAUAUGAACAACCCCGAGGACCGCUUCGUCUACCUGGUUCUCGACAUUCAGUCCGGUGAUACUGCCGUUCGAUAUGGAAUCCUUCGUGGCCUGGAGGCGCUCGGCUCCCGGUAUUCCAUGUACGGCCAGGAUAAUGUUGCCGUAACCGCAACGCACUCCCACUCCGGACCGGGAGCGUGGCUGAACUAUCUCCUGCCUCAAAUUCCGAGCAUGGGGUUCGACCAACAGAGCUACCGGGCGAUUGUUGAAGGAUGCAUAUUGUCCAUUCGACGGGCGCACGAGAACCUCGCUCCAGGAUACUUGAGCGUGGGUAAAACAAAGAUUAUGAAAGCAAACAUUAAUCGCAGUUUGUUUGCCUACCUUGCCAAUCCCGCAGAAGAACGGGCCCGGUACAAUGUCAGCUCAGAAGACGACGGUUCCGUUGAAAAGGACAUGACCUUGCUAAAGUUCCAACGAGCCUCGGACAAGAAGAAUAUCGGGGUGCUCACCUGGUUUCCGACACAUGGGACCUCCAUGCAAGCCAACAACACCCUUAUUACCGGGGACAACAAGGGCCUCGCGGCUGACUUGUUUGAGAAGCAGGUCAAGGGCAGCGGGUGGGAGGCAGACAAUUUCGUCGCAGGCUUCUCGCAGGCGAACAUGGGUGACGCGAGCCCAAACAUCCUGGGUGCUUGGUGCGAGGAUGGAUCUGGUCAGCAGUGCGAUUUCAAAACGAGCGCUUGUAGUGAUGGAAAGAGCAACCGGUGUCGAGCCAGGGGACCGAAAUUCGGAAGGAACGACUACGGUGCGGCCUCUUGCCUCGAGAUUGCUCGGCUGCAGCACGAAGCCGCGAGGAGCAUCUACAACUCGUUGAGCGGCCAGGCACCAAACAUUCGGGGAACAGGCGUAAAGGCGACUCACAGAUUCCACGACAUGUCCUUCUACAAAUUCACAUUGCCCAACGGAUCGGAGGCGCAAACGUGCCCGGCAGCGCUUGGGUAUGGCUUCGGGGCCGGGACCUGGGACGAACCCGGUCAUUACGAUCUUGUGCAGCACGCGUCCUCUGCCUCGAAUGCGAGGUUCAUUUGGCGGCUCAUGACCUGGCUCCUCAAGCCACCAACUCGGGGCCAGGUAGCCUGCCAACACCCCAAGUCCAUUAUUCUAGACGUCGGCGAGGUUAGCCAGCCAUACGCGUGGACUCCCAACGUGGUUGAUAUCCAGACGUUUAGGGUGGGCCAACUUUUCAUCAUCGUGAGCCCCGGCGAAGCAACGACGAUGGCCGGACGGCGGUGGAAGGAGGCCGUGGCGGAACAGAGUAUUCGGGCUUUGUCCAAUGAGCUAGACGGUCAAGACCCUGUCGUGGUCCUCGGAGCACCAAGCAACAGCUAUACACAUUACAUUUCGACACAAGAGGAGUACAAUAUUCAACGCUACGAAGGUGCCUCUACGCUGUACGGGCCACAUACACUUGCUGCGUACAUAGACCGCACUAUUGCGUCCAUGAAAUAUCUCAAAUCCAACAGUCCGAGUCGAGAGCACCGGGCAAAGAACAAGUACCCGCCAGACAAUAGCGGACGGUCCAUCAGCUUCAUCAUCGGUGUUCUCUUCGACAGGACGCCCUUGUCCAAGAACUUUGGAGACGUAGUAUCCGACGUUGCCAGUGCUAGCCACAGAAGGGGUGAAAAAGUCUCGGCAUCCUUUGUGGGAGCCAAUCCUCGCAACAAUCUGCGCCUUGAGCAAACGUACGCCGCUGUCGAGUAUCGACCGUCGGCAAAUUCGCCGUGGCAACGAGUUCGAGACGACUCGGACUGGGGGCUCAGCUUUUAUUGGCGAAGAACGAGCAAGAUACUGGGCCUAAGCGAGGUCGACAUUGAGUGGGAUGUAGAAAGCGAUGCCCCGACAGGAGAGUACAGGCUACGAUACUACGGUGAUUCGAAGUCGAUGCGAGGAAAGUUGACGGCGUUUGAAGGAGCGAGCUCUGCAUUCAGCGUCGUGUGA
This is a messenger RNA of Metarhizium album ARSEF 1941, 2418 nucleotides long. RefSeq names its product Neutral/alkaline nonlysosomal ceramidase. The transcript is spliced from 2 exons. NCBI's taxonomy places the organism in Eukaryota, Fungi, Ascomycota, Sordariomycetes, Hypocreales, Clavicipitaceae. The coding region runs from base 1 to 2418 and encodes 805 amino acids. Gene Ontology annotation, molecular function: N-acylsphingosine amidohydrolase activity. The record is from RefSeq and is a predicted model, not a curated record. Gene Ontology annotation, biological process: sphingosine biosynthetic process; long-chain fatty acid biosynthetic process; ceramide catabolic process. Gene Ontology annotation, cellular component: extracellular region.